Molecule: messenger RNA, 4319 nt
Organism: Porites evermanni
Lineage: Eukaryota; Metazoa; Cnidaria; Anthozoa; Scleractinia; Poritidae
Source: the annotation of a GenBank genome assembly
AUAUGUUUUCUAGCUGGGGGAACACAUAUCACUAGGGAUAUGUGUUUCCUAGGUGGAGGAACACAUAUCACUAGGGAUAGGUGUUUCCCUGGUAAGGGAACAUUGAUCACUAGGGAUAUGUGUUUCCCAUGUGGGGGAACACGUAUCACUACGGAUAGGUGUUUCCCAGGUUUGGGAACACGUAUCACUAAGGAUAUGUGUUUCCCAGGUGGGGGAACACAUAUCACUAGGGAUUUGUGUUUCCCAGGUGGGGGAACACAUAUGAGUAGUGAUAUGUUUUUCCCAGGUGGGGGAACACAUAUCACUAGGGAUAUGUUUCCUAGCUGGGGGAACACAUAUCACUAGGGAUAUGUUUCCUAGCUGGGGGAACACUUAUCACUACGGAUAUGUGUUUCCCUGUUUGGGGAACACAUAUCACUAGGGAUAUGUGUUUCCCAGGUGGGGGAACACUUAUGACUAGUGAUAUGUGUUUCAGAGGUUGGGGAACACAUAUCACUCUGGAUUUGUGUUUUCCAGAUGGGGGAACACAUAUCUCUAGGGAUAGGUGUUUCCCAGGUGGGGAACUCAUAUCCCUAGGGAUAUGUGUUACCAGUUGGGGGAACACAUAUUACUAGGGAUAUGUUUUCCAGGUGGGAAACACCUAUCCCUAGAGAUAUGUGUUCCCCCACCUGGAAAACACAAAUCCAGAGUGAUAUGUGUUCCCCAACCUGUGAAACACAUAUCACUAGUCAUAUGUGUUCCCCCACCUGGGAAACACAUAUCCCUAGUGAUAUGUGUUUCCCCAACAGGGAAACACAUAUCCCAUUUGUGUUUCCAGGGUAGGGGAACGCAUGUCAGCAGGGAUAUGUGUUUUAAGGGUAGGGGAACACAUAUCACUAGGGAUAUGUUUUUUUAGUGUAUGGGAACACUUAUCACUAGAGAUAAGUGUUUCCAGUGUAGGGGAACAUGUAUCACUAAGGAUAUGUGUUUCCACCAGGGAUAUUUGUUUUCCUGGUAGGGGAACACAUAUCACUAGUUAUAUAUGUUUCCCAGCUAGGCCAAUGUGUGUAUUUUUUGUUUUACCCUUUUCUUAUGAUAGAAUCUUUUAAACCUUGUAAUGCUUAAUUUCAGUCGUUUCUUAUUCAAUUUUGAGCUGCAACCAUACUGUUGGACUAGAAGUUUGUUUAUCUCUGCCUUCAUAAGAUUAAUGUUUAACAGAUGCUAUAAUUUUUUUCAUGCUGCACUGAAAUUGUUUCUUUUCUAAUAUAUCUUUGAAUAAUAUUUUUGCUUUCUGAACCUUGCAAAUAUUGUUGGGGUUGUACUCAAUUAGUUUUAUAGACGCUUUAAUGGUCCAAACCCUUGUAUGAAAAUGUUGCUGAGACAAUGAUGAUCAUUAUUUAUUAUUAUUUUUCCGUUAUCAUUACAUUUUAAUAGUUGCACUUUUCACCUAUCCCUUAGUCAUGGUGACUGUUAGGAGGCUACAGACCUAGCAACUCUUUCCCUUCAUUUGAUUUUGUUUUUUGAUUCUCUUAGGGCAUCCUAAAACUUCAACCCUGUUCAAUCAGAGAUGUUAUUCUCCCAAUGCUUCUGUUGUUGGCCUCUUGUUAAAACAAGAAAAGUGUUUAUCAAAACAGUGGAAAAAACAGUAAUUAUAGUCGGGCAAACAAAGUUUAAACAGGACUUAACUGGGUUUGAACUGAAUUGAUGACCACUACAUCUCUACCCCAAACAUGUGACUUUUCAUCACCAGCUUUCCAGCUGGUUUAUUAUGCAGUGCAUGACACUUCAACCACCAUUAUUUUGAUAUUGAUUGGUCUUGAACAGGGUGUUCAUUAAGCAUCAGAGCUUGGGGAAUUCUCUGUUAACUUUGCCGAAUUCUCCGUCUAACGCUUGGUAGCCUAUGACUAUACUUUUUUUUAUUCAGACGUAGAGCCUCUUUCAAAAUAUUCUCCUGUAACAUUACACCUUUCUGCUGCUGCUGCUAGAAUUCUUAAUGAAAACCCUGUUUCAUAGCUAAAUGUUCACCAGAAAACUGAUUAUGAGGUUCUUCGAGUAUUUUACUUUCAUUAAUUUAUUUCAAUGUUUAUUUUACAGCGAUCUUUCUAUACUGUUGUUCAAAGUGGAUAAGAUGUCCAUUACAUACAGUGACCAUUUAAAGAGGAAAAACACAACCAGGAAAAUCUGAGAAAACACAAGGAAAACAAAACACAGAAUUAAAAUGACUGUAAGUAUUAAGGUUGUCUUUAUCAAUGGUUCUUUGUUAGUAAUUUCUAGAUCUAGAUUAUUAUAUUAUUGUUAAGUUCUAGAUAUUUUAAAUGUAUAAAAGUCUCAUUGACUUGGAAAAUUUGAAAAGCUGUAGGUAACCCAUAAGUAAGUCAUUUGUCCUAAGUACUAUAAACACAUUUAAGAGACAUUAUACAGGGGUAUCCUAGUCACCCUAGUUAUCCCAGUCAUCUCAGUCAUCCCACUCAUCCCAUUCAUCCUAGUCACCCAAGUCAUCCCAGUCAUUCGAGUCAUCCCAAUCAUCAUAAUCAUCCAAGUCAUCCUGGUCAUCCCAGCAAUUGUAGUCAUCCUAGUCACCCUCCUCCUUGCAGUUACCCUGUCUCAGUAACCCUAACAAUUCCAUUCAUCUAAGUUAUCCUAGUUAUCAUAGCCACCCUAUUCAUCCUAGGUAUCUUAGUCAUCUAAAUCAUCCUCAUCAUCAUAGCAACCCUAUUCAUCCCAGUUUUCCCAGUAACCCUUGUCGUCCCAGUCAUGUCAGUCACCUUGUGAUCCCAGUCAUCUCAGUCAUCUCAGUCAUCCCAGUCAUCCUAGUCAUCCCUGUCAUCUCAUUCAUCCUUGUCACCCUAGUCAUCCCAGUCAUCCUAGUAACCCUAGUCUUCCUUGUGAUCCCAGUUAUCUCAGUCAUUCUGGUUACCCUAGCCAUCCCAGUAACCCUAGUCAUCCCAGUCAUCCACGGUAGUCCAAGCCAUCCCAAUUUCCCAGGUAGGGGAACACAUAUCACUAGGGAUAUGUGUUUCCCAGGUGGGGGAACACAUAUCACUAGGGAUAUGUGUUUCCCAGGUAGGGGAACACAUAUCACUAGGGAUAUGUGUUUCCUAGGUGCGGGAACACAUAUCACUAGGGAUAGGUGUUUCCCUGGUAAGGGAACACUUAUCGCUAGGGAUAUGUGUUUCCCAGGUGGGGAAACACAUAUCACUAGGGAUCUGUGUUUCCUAGGUAGGGGAACACAUAUCACUAGGGAUAUGUGUUUCCUUGGUGCGGGAACACAUAUCACUAGGGAUAGGUGUUUCCCUGGUAAGGGAACACUUAUCACUAGGGAUAUGUUUUUCCCAGGUGGGGGAACACAUGUCACUAGGGAUAUGUGUUUACAAGGUAGGGGAACACAUAUCACUAGGGAAAUGUGUUUCCCAGGUAGGGGAACACAUAUCACUAGGGAUAUGUGUUUCCCAGGUGGGGGAACACAUAUCACUAGGGAUAGGUGUUUCCCAGGUGGGGGAACACUUAUCACUAGGGAUAUGUGUUUCCCAGGUGGGGGAACACAUAUCACUAGGGAUUUGUUUUUCCCAGUUGAGGGAAGACAUGACUAAUUAUGUGUGUUUCACAGUUUGGGAACACAUCUGUCUAGUGAUUUGUGUUUCCCAGGUAGGAGAACACAUAUUACUAGGGAUAUGUGUUUCCCAGGUGGGGGAACACAUAUCACAAGGGAUAUGUGUUUCCUAGGUAGGGGAACACAUGUCAAUAGGGAUAUGUGUUUCCUAGGUGCGGGAACACAUAUCACUAGGGAUAUGUGUUUUUUAGGUGCGGGAACACAUAUCACUAGGGAUAGGUGUUUCCCUGGUAAGGGAACACUUAUCGCUAGGGAUAUGUGUUUCCCAGGUGGGGGAACACAUAUCACUAGGGAUAUGUGUUUCCAAGGUGGGGAAACACAUAUCACUAGGGAUAUGUGUUUCCCAGGUGGGGAAACACAUAUCACUAGGGAUAUGUGUUUCCCAGGUGGGGGAACACUUAUAACUAGGGAUAUGUGUUUCCUAGGUGGGGGAACACAUAUCACUAGGGAUUUGUGUUUCGCAGGUGGGGGAAGACAUGACUAAUUAUGUGUGUUUCACAGUUUGGGGAACACAUCUGUCUAGUGAUAUGUGUUUCCCAGGUGGGGGAACACAAAUCACCAGGGAUAUGUUUUUCCCAAGUAGGGCAGCACAUAUUACUAGGGAUAUAUAUUUCCCAGGUGGGGAACACAUAUCACUAGGGAUAUGUGUUUCCCAGGUAGGGGAACACAUAUCACUAGGGAUAUGUGUUUCCUAGGUGGAGGAACACAUAUCACUAGGGAUAGGUGUUUC